AUGCGAGGACGCGUCGACUUUUGGACCGAGCUGGGCUGGACUGUACAACGCAAGUGCAAGAACAUAACCACCCGCGUCACAAUCACUCGCACCACCACCGUUUACUUUGUAUUCGCCCUCCUGCACUUCAUCGCCCAGCUUACCCUUCAGUCCCUCAGCUUGGCCGAGAAUGUGAACGGCUACCGUCUUACCGGCGCCCUGCUGCACGGCGCCAACGUACCCCAAGGAAUCUCCGUCAUCCAAGGCAACAUCCUCGAGGUUUGCAACGGACUCCCUGGCGCGUCCGGGACGACUUGCACGCCCAUUGCGCGAGCGGGGCAGCAACCGAGGGGGCUUGGUUACCUGAACCACCUAAUGGAAUUUCAGUCGUUAGGCAGCUGGGCCGAAAAUUCCCAGACGCACUCUGGCAGUCUAUUCGGGCGACACCAUCUCAACAUCUCCACUCACUCUGAUGGCAGCCUUACCGUCGAGCAACAAGUGCUUGGACCUCAAUGCGUUCGCUCGAUGGUGUGGCCGAAUGCGGUGCUGCGCGAAUCUAUCGAGGAGGACAUUGUCACGCUGUGCUUUCACGCGUGGUUGUUCGUUCUCUCCUUCUUGGCGAUCAUAUCCGAAUCUGUACCUCAUCUCGUUGCUGCUUUCGCCAGCUAUGUACUGGACUUGGCUUGGUCCGCAUUCCGCAUACGCAACACUAUUCGCUUCGAUGACCGUUUCACCGCGUUGAUCACCAACGGCGCUUGCAGGGGCGUAGACGUCCUUGCCGACUGGUGGGCUCCGCGCUUGACACAUUCGAUCAUCAUUUGCGUCCUGAACGGCGUUGUGCUGAUCGGUAUGACGUAUGUUACAUGGGUGCUGUCACGGAGGUACACUCGUGAAUCGUUUGAACGUGUCGCUGUAAAUGCGCGGAUUACUAGGAUGUACCAGAUUAUGUUGGUGUUCUCAGUUUGUAUCCAUCUAGGCGGUUUCUUCGGCGUAACCGCUGCCGGCGUGCUCGUGUCCAAGCUCAAGUCCAUCAAGCAGCUUGUCAACAACACAACUGCCGCGGAGACCUCUUUCCUUGUUGUUGCUUUGCUGGAGUUGCCGUGGGUGAUCACCGGUUGGGUCUUCCCUCGCAUCGAGUGCGCGUACACCUGCGUCGCGUUCUUCGUCAUCUCCUCGGCCCUUAUCGCCAUCUGGUCUGCAAUGCUCCACACGCCCAUGGUGCAAUUCAUAUUCCACGAGUGGUCGUUCUUCAGCACCCUUUCCGUCACCGCGUUCGCUUUUCUGGUCUUUGCGUUCAUCAUCGGGAUCUGGUGCCGAUGGAACUUCGAUAAAGGACUGGGGCAUUACCUGCGCGUGCGGGCUAUACUCGAAAAGGAUGACUUCACUCCGGAUUCUUAUCAGAAACGUGACCUGGAAGCGAAGGAUCCAGACCUUUACUCGGACUCUGGCAGCAUCUAUCUCGAGAGACUCGGCAUCCAGAAACAGGAGAAACCGUUGCUGCUGAUCGAGACCGAGCAGUCCAAAGUGACUGCGCCGCCGCCGGCUUACAUCGGCGCCCGGAUAAGAACCGACUCGCCGUCCUCCAUGGAUUCGGAAGCGACCAUUACCGGGUACGCUCCUGCCACGUCGCCCAACUCGCUCUCUCCCGCUCGUACCGUGACCCCCACCUCGCUCUCCCCUCCCAAGAGAAGCCCGAGCGCCACGCUCCUUGCAACCAUCUCCGAGCCGCGUGCCGAAGAUACUCCUGCUAUCGCAGUCCCGACGGCACAAGGCGACGACGUCGGGGUCGACGCUAAACCGGCGCCCUUGCCGACCCCGCUCGCGGGCCAGUUCCACCACGAACAGCGCCCGAACCGGCCGCCGAACUCGUUCGCCAAGUUCAGCCACGAGGGCGGCAGCUCGCGCGGCGGAUCGAGGACGAACAGUUGGAUCUCGUCGGUCGUGUCCGGCGCGUCGCGGAACAGUCAGAUCCAGUCGAUCGCAUCCUCCACCACGACGCAGGGCACGUUCGGGGUGCGGAUGCCGAGCCGCCGUUAA
Molecule: messenger RNA, 2016 nt
Organism: Punctularia strigosozonata HHB-11173 SS5
Lineage: Eukaryota; Fungi; Basidiomycota; Agaricomycetes; Corticiales; Punctulariaceae
Exons: 13
Coding region: 1-2016 (671 amino acids)
Cellular component (GO): Golgi apparatus
Source: RefSeq, a predicted model, not a curated record